Molecule: messenger RNA, 1398 nt
Organism: Torulaspora globosa
Lineage: Eukaryota; Fungi; Ascomycota; Saccharomycetes; Saccharomycetales; Saccharomycetaceae
Gene: ARG4
Product: argininosuccinate lyase ARG4
Exons: 1
Coding region: 1-1398 (465 amino acids)
Cellular component (GO): cytosol
Molecular function (GO): argininosuccinate lyase activity
Source: RefSeq, a predicted model, not a curated record
AUGUCUGAUAACACGCAAAAACUUUGGGGUGGUAGAUUCACCGGUGAGACCGAUCCAUUAAUGCAUCUGUACAAUGCGUCGCUGCCAUAUGACUACAAGAUGUACAAGGCUGACUUAGACGGCACCAAAGUUUAUACUUCUGGCUUGCAAAAGCUGGGUUUAAUCUCGGAGGAAGAACUGGUGAAGAUUCACGAGGGACUUGAUGUGAUCAAGAAGGAAUGGGACGAGGACAAGUUCGUUCGUCACCCCAAUGAUGAGGACAUCCACACUGCCAAUGAAAGACGUCUUGGUGAAAUCAUUGGACGUGGUAUUGCCGGCAAGGUGCACACCGGUAGAUCUCGUAAUGAUCAGUGUGUGACUGAUUUGAGAAUUUACUGCCGUGAUUACUUGAACGACAAACUGUUCCCUGGCUUGAAGGACCUGAUCGAUGUGAUGAUCAGACGUGGUGAGAGGGAGAUCGACUUCUUGAUGCCAGGAUACACCCAUUUGCAGAGAGCGCAACCAAUUAGAUGGUCUCAUUGGUUGAGCUCUUACGCUACAUAUUUCACCGAGGACUUUAAGAGAUUGCGCCAGAUACAGAGCAGACUGAACCAAUCGCCUUUGGGUGCCGGUGCUUUGGCAGGGCACCCGUACGGUAUCGACAGAGAAUACUUGGCUCAAGGGCUUGGUUUUGAUGGUGUCAUUGGUAACUCUCUAGUGGCUGUUUCUGACAGAGACUUCAUCGUUGAGCUUAUGUUCUGGGGCACUCUGUUCAUGAACCACAUCUCUCGUUUUGCAGAGGACUUGAUCAUUUACUCUACUGCGGAAUUUGGCUUCAUUAAGUUGAGCGAUGCCUAUUCGACAGGCUCUUCGUUGAUGCCGCAGAAGAAGAAUGCCGAUUCGUUAGAGUUGUUGAGAGGUAAGUCUGGGAGAGUGUUUGGUGACUUGACCGGCUUCUUGAUGAGUUUGAAGGGUAUCCCAUCAACCUACGACAAAGAUAUGCAAGAGGACAAAGAAGCUCUGUUUGACUGUCUAUUAACGGUGGAACAUUCGAUUCUGAUUGCCACUGGCGUGAUCUCCACUUUGAGCGUUCAGAAGGAGAAGAUGCAAGACGCUUUGACUAUGGAUAUGUUGGCUACCGAUCUAGCCGACUAUCUUGUCAGAAAGGGGGUCCCAUUCAGAGAAACACAUCACAUCUCCGGCGAAUGUGUUGCCCUCGCUGAGAAACUGAACUUGAGCGGAAUUGACAAACUGACUUUGGAGCAGUACCAAAAGAUCGACUCCAGAUUUGACUCCGAUUUGUUCGAGACUUUCAACUUCGAGCAGAGCGUUGAAAGAAGAGACGCUACCGGUGGUACUGCUAAGUCCGCUGUCCUGAAGCAAUUUGCCAGUUUAAAAUCUCAAAUUGACUCUAUCUAA